Messenger RNA from Mercurialis annua (annual mercury), 1172 nucleotides. RefSeq lists its product as uncharacterized. Lineage: Eukaryota; Viridiplantae; Streptophyta; Magnoliopsida; Malpighiales; Euphorbiaceae. The record is from RefSeq and is a predicted model, not a curated record. Bases 210 to 629 code for a protein of 139 amino acids. The transcript has 3 exons.
CACUUGCACUUGGUGUUCUUGCUGCUCAAGCCCAUGUUGGUGAGAUUACUACAGUUUUCGGUCUUGCCGAGUUCAAUCCCAAAGGUGUAGAUAGGCUGCAAGGCAAUUUAAGUUCAAACGGAAAAUGCUUUCCUGACUUCAUAUUAAGGUUUGAAUCGUGCAAUACUUACAUUUUAUCAUCACAGCCAUGGCUUGCAGCAAGAUCAAAUAUGAUAGACAUAGUUGACUGCAACUUGGCAGCGACUCUUUCAGUAGUUGAGCUCCUUGUAGCAUACUUCUUCUCCUUCUUCAUAUUGGACUCGGUUUCUCUUCCAUGUUUUUUUUUCUCCUUAUUGUCAAUUGCAAUCUUACCUCUUCUUUUCGCUCCGUCACCUGCUACUUUGGGCCUAUAUCUAAGUUUCUUAGUUGUCGUCCUAUUUAACAGCCUUUUAUUCACAUCUGAAUCAUUUCUUGGUCUUCUGCUCACAACUUGCUUCACUAAUGGAGUUGUUGGCUCUAAACCAUCAUUAGAAUGGAUCUUCUCAUUUUCCUUAAGAGAAACAAAUUUGCCUUGCGAAUCUUUUUGUCCAUCAACUGAAUUCAAAAUGAAAAAUAUAGAAUAUAGGCAAGCAAAAGUAAAAACUAUGUAGGCAAUAAGAUCUAUUCCAAAUCAACACAAGACAGAUGAGGAGCUCUCAACAUAUAGUCGUUCUACUUUCCAUGAACACUCAUUUGCUGCUAAAACUAAGCGAUGGCUGGAGAGACGAUCUUCCAGAAUAAAUGCACUUCUUAUUCUUGUUCUUGACGGAACUUGUAUGGUGAUUGGGGAUGGAAUUCUCACUUCGGCUAUAUCUGGUAUGAUCAAGCUUUACUCAUUAAGCCAAUUUUUACUACUCUGAUAUUAUGUGCAGACGUGAAUUUUUAGCCAACUAUGAAUUGAAUUGCAAAGAAGUGUCAUUCAAGCAAAUCAAAAGAUGCAGUCUUAAUUUUUCAUCUGCCAAAUUUUAAUUUAUCUAGUACAUCCUUGUUAGAAGUUAGGGUCUUUCUUAUUAGAUAUUAUAAAUUACAUUACAUACUAAUAUGUUACUGUCAUCUCAGUGCCUUGCAAUAGGAGAAUAUGUAACAAUAAUGGCUCGACUCAGCCAAAAUAUGCUAACCCAAGUUAAUUUAGUAAUUGAAAUCUAAAUUUUAUA